Closterium sp. NIES-65 is the source of this 1860-nucleotide messenger RNA. NCBI's taxonomy places the organism in Eukaryota, Viridiplantae, Streptophyta, Zygnematophyceae, Desmidiales, Closteriaceae. The record is from the annotation of a GenBank genome assembly.
AUGGGCGCAGAAGGACACGGGCGGCGCGGUGAAUCCGGGGAGGGUGCGCGAGCUGCGCAAGGGGCUGCGGCGGACGGGGCCUGUGCGCAUACCUCCUCCCCGCGCCGCAUUCAUUACACAGGCGCGGGAGAGGGGAGAGGCAGUGGCGGUGGUGUUCAACCUGGUGGACGGCAUAGUGGACUCAAACCUUUUCCCUUCUUUACCCUCUUCUUCCCCCCCGGGCGCCCCCCGUUCCCCUUCCCCCCCUCCCCGUGCACACACCACGCGCAAGAGAGGGGAGAGGCAGUGGCGGUGGCGUGGGAGAAGGGAGAGGCAGUGGAGGUGGUUUUCAACCUCGCGCGGGAGAGGGGAGAGGCAGUGGCGGUGGUGUUCAACCUGGUGGACUCCUUCCUGGGCGCCAAGGCGCGGCACUUCGCAUUCAUGCUGCGCGGGCUGAGAGAGGUGCAGGGCUCCUUUGCGGCGCUCGGGAUCCCCUUCUUCCUCUUCCAGGGCAAGGCAGAGGAGACGGUUCCGGACUUUGCAAUGCGAUGUGGCGCGUCGCUAUUGGUCACCGACUUCUCCCCGCUGCGCAUCGGGAGGCACUGGCGCGAGGGGGUGUGUGCGAGGCUGGCAGAUCUGGAGCUCAGCCAAUCAGGAAGCGGCAGCAGCAGCAGCAGGCAAGGGGCCACAUUAGCAGACAGAGCAGCAGAAGGAGAAGCAGGAGAAGCGGCAGGAGGGAGGGAAGGGACGGCAGGGAGGGAUGAGCUGUGGGACGCGCAGGUGGGGCUGACAGGUGUGCAUGAGGUGGACGCCCACAACGUGGUGCCCAUCUGGGCCGCUUCAGACAAGUUAGAGUACGCCGCCCGCACCAUCCGCACCAAAAUACACCGGAAAUUGCCAGAGUACUUGGUGGAGUACCCCCAGUUGGAGCCGGGGUGCACUGUGGAGUGGACAGGGGAGAAGCCGUCGCCUGUGGACUGGGACUCGUUAAUAGCUGCUGUGAUCAGGGCUGGUCCCGAGGUACCAGAGGUUGACUGGAUAGUCGCAGGGGAGGCAGCAGCAGCAGCAGGGCUGAAGACGUUUCUAGACAAGAGGUUGAGGGGGUACGACAGCGGGCGCAACGACCCGUCUAAGGGUCCCACCACCCUGUCGGGGCUCUCCCCCUGGCUGCACUACGGACAGGUCGCCCCCCAACGGUGCGCCCUGGAGGCGAGGAAGCUGAGGAAGCAGCACAGCAAGGCAGUGGACGCGUUUUUAGAGGAGCUGGUGGUGCGGAGGGAGCUGGCGGACAACUACUGCUUCCACCAGCCGCUGUACGACUCACUGGGGGGCGCGUGGGGGUGGGCGCAGCAAUCCCUGGACGCACACCGCGCAGACAAGAGAGAGUUUGUUUACACGGCAGCGCAGUGGGAAGCAGCCAAGACGCACGACCAGCUGUGGAACGCCGCUCAGCUGGAGCUGGUUCACUACGGCAAGAUGCACGGUUUCAUGCGCAUGUACUGGGCGAAGAAGAUUCUAGAGUGGUCUGAGUCACCAGAGGAAGCUCUCAGAAUAGCAAUCGAGCAGAAUGAUAAGUACUCAUUGGACGGUCGCGAUCCCAACGGCUAUGUAGGCUGCAUGUGGUCCAUUGCGGGCGUGCACGACCAGGGCUGGGCGGAGCGCAAAGUGUUUGGCAAGAUUCGUUAUAUGAACGCAGCGGGGUGCAAGAGGAAGUUUGACGUGGAGGCUUAUAUAGGGUACGUGCGGCGCAUGGUGGCUGCAGUGAAGAAGAAAGGCCCGGCUGCUGUUUCUCCAGGCGGUGCUGCUGCCUCCCCCGCUGCCACUGCCAAUGCUGCCACUGCAACUGCUGCCCGUCUUAGGGCUGGUAAACCCACAGCCUAG